ACAUAAAUUAUUACAUAAUAACAGUAAUACCUGUUGACUAAAAAAUAAAAAGAAUAAUAACACAAAAUAUGACCGAAAAAUCUACUCAUCAACUAAACAUACUGUUCAUACCUAUCGACGCCGUCGGACACAUCAACUCAUGUCUAUCGUUGGCCGAAGUGUUGACCCGAGCCGGACAUCGGGUAUCGUUUGCCGUCAACGAGCAAUGGCGCGACAAACUCGGUGUCUACGGUGUUCGGGAGUUGCUAUUGGUUGACGAAAACCGACCCGAUAACUCGGGUAAGGACGCGGCCCGUGAAUUUGCCGAAAUGUGUGUCCGUCAGGGUGUCAUCAAACGGGAAACUUCGCCGUUGGAAGGAUUUCGCAAUAUUUUUAUGAAUUCAUUGCCCGAAGUGGGCAAACGUACCGAAGUGUUGGACCGGGAGAUCGGCAAACUGUUAGCCGAUAAACUUAACAGACCUGAUGUCAUAUUUGUUGAACAAGCGUUUUGUUUGCCAUCGGUUGUCCAGUCGGGUAUACCCUGGAUAUAUGUCGGCACUUGUAAUCCUAUUGCCUAUAUUGAUGACGAUCGGACACCGCCAGCUAAUUCAGGUUUGUCAUCAAAAGGAUCGUAUGAUGAGUGGACGGCAUUCAGAGAUGAGACACUAAAAGUCAAACAAAUUGUUUUCAAAGAUUAUAAUAAAUAUUUGCUAUCGAAAGGAGUGUCCGAUUUCCAACCAAAUCAUUGUUUAUAUUUUUCCAAAUAUCUGAAUAUCUAUGGCUAUCCCCGGGAAUUAGAUUAUUUAGAUAUGAGACCAUUGCCUGAUAAAUGGUUUAGAUUUGAUAAUUUUAUGCGAUCAGACCGGCACUUGUCGUUUAAACUACCGGAACAAUUGCUGGACAAACCGGGAAAAUUGAUAUACUUUUCAUUGGGAACUAUGGGUGCCAUUGAUUUUGAUAAUAUGAACCGUUUGACAGGUAUAUUAGCCAAAUCCCAGCACAGGUUUAUUGUAUCGCUCGGACCGUUACCGGAGAAGAUACAGUUGGCCGAUAAUAUGUGGGGACAGUCGUCUGUAUCGCAAAUACAAGUCCUGCCAUUAGUUGAUUUGGUUAUAACUCACGGCGGAAACAAUACUAUCAGCGAAACCUUUUCCUAUGGAAAACCAAUGAUAGUUAUGCCACUGUUUGGCGAUCAGUACGAUAACGCACAGCGGGUUGAAGACACAGGAUUUGGUAGACGACUAGAUGUCUACAAGUGCUCUGAACAGGAACUGCUGACAGCCAUUGAUAGUCUAUUAAAUGAUAAGUUAUUAGUCGAUAGAUUACAACAAAUAUCGAAACGAAUACUUACUGACAAUAGUUUAGCAAAAUUACCGGAAAUUGUCGAACAAUUAGUAAAAUCACAUAAAUAA
Molecule: messenger RNA, 1391 nt
Organism: Oppia nitens
Lineage: Eukaryota; Metazoa; Arthropoda; Arachnida; Sarcoptiformes; Oppiidae
Product: NDP-glycosyltransferase YjiC-like
Exons: 3
Coding region: 69-1391 (440 amino acids)
Molecular function (GO): UDP-glycosyltransferase activity
Source: RefSeq, a predicted model, not a curated record